This is a messenger RNA of Cucurbita pepo subsp. pepo (vegetable marrow), 1631 nucleotides long. NCBI's taxonomy places the organism in Eukaryota, Viridiplantae, Streptophyta, Magnoliopsida, Cucurbitales, Cucurbitaceae. The record is from RefSeq and is a predicted model, not a curated record.
CUAUUUGGAUUUAGUGAUACCUUCAUAUUCGUCGCCGUCCUUCGCUCCAUUUGCUUCCUCUCUCCCCCGCCAUUGAUGAUUCCCUGCACUGUCUUUGUUUCUGAUUGAAAUCGAGUGUGUUUUGUCGUGUUGAAUUCCUCUUCUUCGGCUAUGUGAUUCGAUGAACAUCUUUGAGUUGAAGUGUACUUUGUAUGGAUUAAUGCAAGUAUUUUGUGUUUGGGAAGAGGAUCGAGGGGUAUAAUCAGUAAACAAAGCCUCGAGGUCAUUGAUGUUUAAUGCGUGACUGGAUUGGAGAUUCCUGUUUGUAGAUUGAGGAGUCAUUUGUCAGCCUUCCGGUAAUUGAUUUUGGAUUUGUUUCCGAUUGAAGUCGAGUGGUGUUUUUGUAUUAAAUUCGUCGGCCUUGAAUUUGAAGUGUGAUUGGAUUGAAUGUAUCUGUGUUGGGAUGAAGAACGAGGAUUAUUAAUCAGGAAGAAGAAGAAUGAUGAAUUUUCGAUGAGUGGAAUUUUCUAUUCGGUCGAGAAUGGAGCGGAACUAUCCGUAUGAGAAUGGAGUGAUGAUGACGAGAGACACGAAGCCAAGACUGAGAUGGACUGCUGAUCUUCACGACCGUUUUGUAGACGCGGUCACCAAACUCGGUGGCCCUGAAAAAGCAACUCCCAAGUCUGUGUUAAGAUUGAUGGGUUUAAAGGGCUUGACUUUGUACCACUUGAAGAGUCAUUUACAGAAGUAUAGACUUGGACUGCAAACUCGAAAGCAAAAUGUGGCUGAGCAAAGGAAUGAAUGUAGUGGGACUCUGAGCAACUUCAUUGGAGUUGAGGAAGAUGAGAGGGGGAUGAAAAUUGCUGAGGCACUAAAAUCACAUGUUGAUGUGCAGAAAACAAUACUAGAACAACUUGAGGUACAAAAUAAACUACAAAUGAGAAUAGAAGCUCAAGGAAAAUACUUGCAAGAUAUCUUAGAGAAAGCACAAAAGAGUCUGGCACUUGCCAUUAACAGUGACCUUGGUAGUCUUGAAAGCACAGGAAUGCAGCUAUUAGGCUUUGACGUGGCUUUGUCAGAUCAAAUGGAAAAAAUUAAGAAACAAGAAAUGAGAGGAAGCAUGACGACUGUAAACGAUACUUGUAAGAAGACGGGCGACUCACCCAUCCAGAUGUGCAAAGUGGAAGCUGGAGAAGAAGACACAAACGAGUUUAAUGUUGAAAGGAAUAUGAUCAACUUUGAUUUGAAUUCAAAAGGUGGCUAUGAUUACAGUUCAAAUGGGGCCGAAAUACUCGAGGCCAAAGUGCUUCCUUGUUCGAGGUGAUCAACCAUGCCAGUGUAGAUCAUUUCAGGAUACAGCUUUUGAAGCGUUUUCUCCGCCACCUAUUUCGAAGUUUGUCGAGCAACGUUCGAAGAAUCUAUGGUAAGUUCAUAACCUCUUCUUCUGCAUAUGCCACUUGCCUUUGUUCAUAUGAAUGAAGAAUUUGAAAAGGUUGAAGUAACCAUAGCAACUCUUGGCCAUCACUAAAGUAUGGUAUGAUAAUGUUCACGUUUUUUCCCUCAUUUGUCUCGUUGUAAAAUAUCGACAUAUUUGUUUUGGUAAUGAUCCUUGUUUUAAGGUCGAGUUUUUCUUAUUAAACUCACUCGACGAA